AUGGUUGGAGUGCCCGGAAAAUACAAGGGCUGCGAGACGUGCAGGCGGAGGAGAGUCAAGUGCGACAAUGCGAGGCCAUUCUGUCGUAAAUGCGUUGACAACGGACGAGAGUGCGAGGGCUACGAGAGGCAGAUGGUGUUCAUCACGGCUACCCUCGAGGACGGCGGUCGUUGCUCCUCACACCCGCCUCGGCAAGUCGGCAGCUCUGGGAAGAAGGCCAAAUCUCAGUCACCACCAGGAGAGGAGAGGCCACAGUUCUUUGCCGAACACCCACUGAGGCCAUCGUGGACGGACCUAAUUACCCUGUCGAGGGCUGGGGCGUCUCAGCUUUUUCAGAUCGUGGCCGUCAACACGGGGCUGCAGGGUGUCUUUGAAGAUGGCAGCGGAAAAGAGAACUUCAGCUUGGAGGCGCCGGCUUACUCACUCCCGGACUUUCCGUUUUAUGCGUCAGGUGGCGAGCUAGACAUCAAGGGAAGGUGCGUUGUACACCUUCCCUCUGAUCUGGAGAGGGAUCGGGGGCCCGGCAACUUGUGCAUGUAUCUUUACGAGUUCGGUUCAGCGCCUCUCUCCCCUGCGAGCGCCAACCGGUGGCCUUCGACAGCAGACCAGACCAGCGGCAUCAAAAGGCGAGGUCCACAGAGCUUCAUGUCAUUUCCGGCUCACCAUUUCUUCUCGCGGAUAUACCGACCAUGCGCUCGCGGCUUUGCUGAGCAGGAACGAGACCUUUUAGCUACCCCCGAGUGGAUGACGGUCCCCUGGGAACACCACGAAAAGUCUAGUCUGGAUAGGCUCUUUGAUAUUCUCGCCCUCGUCCCCUCGAUACUCGCGCGAAGCGACAUCAUCCUCUCCGAGCCCUUUACUCAAAUACGGCAACAUCGGGUGCAAGAUCUACUCGCUCACUGUCUGCAGGUCGAACACCAACUCGACGAGUGGUAUGCCGCGGUGACGAUGACGGCCACGGGCCCGAGCUGGUGGCAUGAGGAACACGACAUGCAGAUGCAGAUCCCCUUUAUAGGGAGCUUCGCUUUCAUCGACGGCUUUUCCUCCAUCAUGUUCAUCUACUACUGGAUGGGCCUCCUCGUUUUCCACCGCUGUAUCGAGACCCUCCGCCUCAACCUCUACCACAAUGUUUACCCACCGGCGUAUGGUCAUGCGGGCCUACCUCAACCCAACCUCGCCGUGGACGAGUACAAAUACCAACAAGGGAGGGACUUGGCCGGCAAGAUUUGCCAGUCCCUGGACUUUGCCCUGAAUCGGACAUUGCAGCCUGAUCUCCUCAUGGCGCCGUGGUGGGUUGCGCAAAACUUUUAUACGCAGCUGAGUGCCGCCACGGGUGACGGAACUCUGGAGCAUAUUUGGUGUGAAACUUUCAAGGAACGGCUUAUUGAGAGGGGUCAGUACCUGACGGAUCUAGUCCAAGGAAGGAGUCCCGACGGCCACGUCUUCCAAGUCGAAUAUGCCGGAGAGGCGGUAAAGCGAGGUACUUGCGCUGUCGGUGUCAAAGGUUCCGAUGUCGUCGUGCUCGGUUGCGAAAAGCGCUCCGCGAUGAAGCUCCAAGAUACCCGCAUCACUCCCUCCAAGAUCGGCCUCAUCGAUAACCACGUCUGCCUCGCUUUUGCCGGCCUAAACGCCGAUGCCAGAAUUCUCCUCGACAAGGCGCGGCUGGAGGCGCAGUCCCACAGGCUCACCGUCGAGGACCCUGUGACGAUUGAGUACAUCACUAAAUACAUUGCCUCGGUGCAGCAGAGAUAUACCCAGAGUGGUGGUGUGAGACCGUUUGGCAUCAGCAACCUCGUCGUGGGCUUCGACAAGGGAAGCGAAGUCCCCAGGCUAUACAUGACAGAGCCCUCAGGCAUCUACUCAGCGUGGAAAGCGAACGCUAUUGGCCGAUCAAGCAAGACCGUACGAGAAUUCCUAGAGAGGAACUACAAGGAGGAUAUGGACCGGGAGCAAACCGUACGGCUAGCCAUCAAGUCCCUUCUUGAAGUUGUCCAGACCGGCGCCAAGAACAUCGAGAUAGCCCUUAUGGCUCCUGGAAAAUCUAUCGAGAUGUUGUCAGUGGAGGAGAUUGAGGGAUUCGUCAAGAACAUCGAGCAGGAGAAGCAAGAGGAGGCAGCGAAGAAGAAGACGGGUAGGACCCCAGGAACCGGGAGCGCUACCAUUCUGACCCGGGGACAGGAGGAGUCUUGA
Parascedosporium putredinis is the source of this 2190-nucleotide messenger RNA. Lineage: Eukaryota; Fungi; Ascomycota; Sordariomycetes; Microascales; Microascaceae. The record is from the annotation of a GenBank genome assembly.